Molecule: messenger RNA, 1815 nt
Organism: Olea europaea var. sylvestris
Lineage: Eukaryota; Viridiplantae; Streptophyta; Magnoliopsida; Lamiales; Oleaceae
Exons: 7
Coding region: 1-1815 (604 amino acids)
Biological process (GO): DNA integration
Molecular function (GO): nucleic acid binding
Source: RefSeq, a predicted model, not a curated record
AUGGAGGAGGAUAAGGAUAUUUCACUCAUAUUGGGGCGACCUUUCUUAGCUACUGGAAGAGCGAUUGUCGAUGUUCAAAAGGGGCAGCUUAUAUUGAGACUUGGCGAAGAGCAAAUCUCUUUCAACGUGUUCAAGGCAAUGAAAUUCUCUACUGAGUCAGAGCUGGGAAUUAGGACUACAAAGUCAGUGCCAUCUAUUCAACAACCUCCCAAGUUGGAACUUAAGCAAUUGCCACCACACCUUCGAUAUGCUUACCUGGGAGAAUCUUCUACACUUUCGGUUAUUAUUUCAAAUACUGUUAGUAAAGUGGAGGAAGAGAAGCUACUUUGGGUGCUAAGGGAGAAUAAAAUAGCCAUUGGAUGGUCAAUUGCAGAUAUCAAGGGGAUCAGCCCGUCACUAUGCAUGCACAAAAUACUCAUGGAGGAAAAAUCCAAGCCAAGCAUUGAUGAUAGUGCACGGAUCAGUGCAGUACAGGUUGUUCCCAAGAAAGGGAUGUUGGAGAGACUAGCAGGGCACUCGCAUUACUAUUUUCUGGAUGGGUACUCCGAGUAUAAUCAGAUUCUAGUAGCACCUGACGAUCAGGAGAAGACAACUUUUACCUGUCCCUAUGGAAGGCAUUGUGCUAGGACACAGAAUCUCAGCAAAGGAAGGUUCAUCAAGGAUUUCUCAAAGAUUACUAAACCGCUGUGCUAUUUGUUGAUGAAGGAAUCCACAUUUGAGUUCGCGGAUGAGUGUUUCCUGGCUUUUAAAACCCUGAAAGAGAAGUUGAUUUCAGCAUCCGUGAUCAUCACACUGGAUUGGAACUUACCAUUUGAAUUAAUGUGCGACGCCAGUGAUUUUACUGUUGGGGCCGUAUUGGGACAACGAAGAAAUAAGAUAUUUUACAUGAUCUACUAUGCAAGUAAGACAUUAAACGACGCUAAACUAAAUUAUGCCACUAUAGAAAAAGAGCUCCUUGCCAUAGUCUACGCCUUUGAUAAAUUUCGAUCAUACCUUGUGGGGUCAAAGGUCAUCGUUUGCAUAGAUCACGCUGCUAUCAAGUACUUAAUGGAAAAGAAGGAUGCAAAGCCACGUCUCAUUCGCUGGAUAUUGUUGCUUCAAGAGUUUGACUUGGAAAUUAGGGAUAAGAAGGGCAAUGAAAACGUGGUGGCAGACCAUUUGUCUCGACUCGUCUUGAGGCCACAGAACAGACAGAGACAGUGGAAAUCAACGAAGCAGGGGGCUGAUCAAAUUGUUUGUCGCUGCGUACUUGAGGAAGAAGUGCCUUUGAUAUUAGAACAUUGUCAUUCAUCUACAUAUGCAAGGCAUUUUAGUUCUUCAAAAACAGCGGCGAAGAUCAUCACUCUGUUUAAGGAUGCUUUUGAAUUCGUGAAAAAGUGUGACCGAUGUCAAUGCACCGGUAAUAUAUCUAGGAGAAAUGAAAUGCCUCUGAACAGUAUCCUGGAGGUGGAACUAUUUGACGUCCUGGGGAUCGACUUCAUGGGACCAUUCUCCCCAUCCUUCUCUAAUCAGUAUAUAUUAGUGGCUGUGGAUUACGUAUCGAAGUGGGUAGAGGUCAUUGCAUUGCCUACCAACAAUGGGAAGGUGGUGAUUGAGUUUUUAAAGAAACAUAUUUUUACCCGCUUUGGCACACCGAGGGCUAUAAUCAGUGUCGGGGGCAAACAGUUCUGCAAUCGUCAGUUUGAACAAUUGUUGACUAAAUAUGGCGUUAAACAUCGUGUAGCCACUACAUAUCAUCCCCAAACCAGCGGACAUGUCCAAGUGUCCAAUAGGCAAUUGAAGCGAAUACUCGAAGUCACAGUAAGCUCAUCAUGA